Messenger RNA from Suillus clintonianus, 2970 nucleotides. RefSeq lists its product as uncharacterized. The transcript has 9 exons. The record is from RefSeq and is a predicted model, not a curated record. The annotation marks the transcript as partial. NCBI's taxonomy places the organism in Eukaryota, Fungi, Basidiomycota, Agaricomycetes, Boletales, Suillaceae.
CGCCGUAUCUUGCCAGACAAGAUGGCAAACAAUCUCUAUAGUGCUUGGAAAGUACUUAUCCCCACCUUGGUCGAUGCUCACCUCAAGUAUUCUGCACGAACACACGGGCACCCUCUCACAGAAACCCAUCCCGUCAUAUCUGCCUGCGCAAGCCAUGCUUGUUCACAACGACGUUUCUCCAUUGUUUGCCUCUUUUUCGACCUCCUUAUUCACCACGGACUUUUCCCUACUGCGCCAUCCCAACCACGUAUGGCAGUUUCUGUCGAUCUCCUUGCAUUCUAUCGCGCCUUAUUCGAGCGCUCAUGUGAUGCUGUCCACGCUCUCGCCUCUGCUCUCAAGACUCAUUAUUCCCGCAGAGGUUUUCAAAUGACUAAUGCAGAUGGCCAAGCCAUUCAAGAACCAUUUCGACGUGGCCUUGGCCAAGCCGUUCAAUGGUAUGACAUAUUGCAAAUUCAGGUCGAACAACAGACUGAAGCUACGGUACAAAUCUGUCGAGAUCGGGUGUACGAGGCUCGGAGAUCGCAACGUAAAGAGGAUGCAAGCAUUUUGACCCCCACACCCUCCAAAACCUCCCUACUUCAAGGAAAAUGCGCUUCUAUUCUCGUGCAGCGUUGCCCAGCAUGUUUUGGAGGUGCCCUCUUCGGCAGGCCACUUAGCGAUGGCGGAGAUAUCCACGUUGCAACAGAUGGGAACUUCCAUCAUCGUCAUCGCCGAUCUGCGGGUGAUUGCCCCCACUUCUAUGAACCCUCAUAUUUCCUUCCGAAGGCCCAGGUUGACGAAGUUGGACGGCGGAUCGUCUCGAAACGUAAGCGUGCCCCCAAGAUUCGCACUCGUGUAGUCCCAGAUGAAGCCAUCGAUCAAUGUGAACAUUCAUACGAAGCCGCAGACGGCAAGAAGCAAAAGGCCGCCAUGGAUUCUUUUGAUGACACGGGCAUCAUGGCCCUCAUUUGCCGUCAUGAUGUCCCACUCUUAUUUGCUAAUAUCGACUCUCCUGGCGAGCAACAGAAGUACGCGGUAGCGUUGAUUGAGCAUCUUUUUUCCCUGUUACCGCAGGAAGCCACUGUCAUCACGCUCUACGACGUUGGCUGCGUCCUCUCCCGCUCACUAUCUCAGUAUGAUAUUCUACCUGAUCAUGUGACUUCGCGUCUUCGAUUUGCGACCACUGCCAUGCACGCCUACGGCCAUGAGUGGGCAUGUCAACUCGAAUACAACCCUCGGAUGAGCACUGGCCUUGGUCUAUCCGACGGCGAGGGUACAGAGAGGCUUUGGUCAAGGUUUGUCAAGUUGAUCGGAAUUCAACGUUCAUCGUCGCGACAGAGGCGCCUUUGGUUGAUAGACCGACAAGCUGCUGCCAUUGGUAUGGAAAUGCGAGUAGAUCUCGGCGACUGGAUCAAGCGGCGGCUCAAACGUGGCGUUAAUGCUCAGGGCGCAGCGGCCAAAGAAGUGCUGAAUAAAUGUGGCAUCGAAACUGACGACCUCCAGGCCCAGUGGGAGGAUCAAAAGAAGUCGCAACUCUCCAUUCGUGCCCAUGCUCCUGCACGACUGAAGAAGGAGCUCGAUGUCGUUCUUGCUCUACAGUCUGAUCUAGAUGCUUCAGAUAGGGCUUUGCAAGCCACGCGCGCUGUGGUAGAGAAGGGUUCAGCUACCGAGGAAACACUAGACGCUCUAGACAGCCUCGACCGCAGCCAUGACCGAUUGAUGAACAAGGUCGAGGUAUUGUAUUCCUCCCUUAAUGUCCAUGACAGGUUUCCAGAGUUGCAAGGUGUCGACUUAGAUUUUGUCCGAACGCUACUCAUGGCCCGCGACCUGAAAAUAAAUAUCCGCAAGCGUGCCAUAGGCAGCUUUUUUGAGUGGGAUAGGCUUGACCGUGCAGUCGGCGGUGCAAAUCAGGCACUCGGCACAAAGCUUCAUCAGCACACACGCAAAGCCAUCGCGAAGCGCCAGCCUGCUUUGAUGACUGCGAUUCGCAAAUUUAAUUCAUACUGCGAGCGUCUCGAGAAGCUCUACGACCCGUCUUGGGGUGUCCCUCUCCCUGCUGCUCUGCCUACCAAACUCGCUGACCUUCGAAAUGAUCAGACGUUGAUGGAGGAUGUAUGGAUCACUCCAUCCGUAGGAGAUGUCCCCCGUUGGAUGGAAGAUGCUGACGUCAGAGAUGGUAUACGAGCGUUGCUCAAACGAGAGCGAUGCCACGAAGAACAGCGCCGUCUUGGACUCGAGGCAGAUAACCUUUGUCGGUGGUUCGGAGAUGAGCUGGCUGCCUUGGAACUUGCCCUACGCUCUCCCGCAAACUACACAUUCACAUUCCCCUUGCAGCAACGUCGGGAUCAUAUCCUUCAGCUGCAAACUAAAUGGGUUACCCCGCUUGCGUCUUCUGUCCGCUUCGACAGCAAUGCCACAGCGGCAGUCAAUCUUGCAAUCACACUUUGUGGGAGCAAGGGACCAUCAGAGGAUGUCAUCUACAGGCUAGUACCGACCUCGUUGGCACUCGCUGAUCCAUCUCCCGAGGAUGACACUGAUGAAUAUAAUGCACCUGCAUUUGAAGAAGCCAUUGAAGAAGCGGCGCUCGUGGACAUUUUCCCCGAAGGCACCGUUACUGACGACGAAGAUGACGAAGGCGUGGAACAACCUGAAUUCACGAUUAGCUGGGAACUGCCAGAGGUAUCCUCGGGCCCUCCCCCGACUCGGGUGCGACCUGCCCAAGAUGGUUUUCCUCUCCAAGUAUUUGACUCAAGGGAUCAGUCCUUCCUGGCACAGCCUACUGCUUGCCUGAAUGAUACGUGUAUCAAUGGCUGCGCCGCACUGCUAUACUCUGAGAUACGGAUGAACUCACGUGCCCGGCCUUGUGCUAUUCUAUCCACGCACGAUCUCCCUCGUAUCCGGUACAAUGCGUCGGAUGAGAUACUGUGGCGAAAUACUUCGUGGACGUCCUUUUGGGACAAAGACAUUUGGGUCUUACCUGUUCAUCGCCCC